AUGGUCGUCCUUUGUACAUCCUGAGGUUGGGUCAGAUGGACACCAAAGGACUGGUCCGGGCUCUCGGAGAGGAGUCUCUGCUCAGACAUGUGCUGUCUAUCAACGAGGAGGGUCUGAGACGUUGUGAAGAGAACACCAAGGUGUUUGGCCGACCUAUCAGCUGUUGGACGUGUCUGGUGGAUCUGGAGGGGCUGAACAUGCGUCACCUGUGGCGACCUGGAGUCAAAGCGCUGCUGAGGAUCAUCGAGGUUGUGGAAGCCAACUACCCAGAGACUCUGGGACGGCUUCUCAUCCUGAGAGCUCCCAGAGUGUUUCCUGUCCUAUGGACUCUGGUGAGUCCGUUCAUUGAUGAAAACACACGCAAGAAGUUCCUCAUCUAUGCAGGCAACGACUAUCAGGGCCCUGGAGGGCUGGUGGAUUAUAUAGACAAGGAGAUCAUCCCUGACUUCCUCGGAGGAGAGUGCAUGUGUGAGGUACCAGAAGGAGGCCUGGUUCCUAAAUCGAUGUAUCGCACAGCCGAGGAGCUUGAGAAUGAAGAUGUUCGCCUGUGGACUGAGACAAUCUAUCAGAGUGCAAGCGUCUUCAAGGGAGCUCCGCAUGAGCUUCUGAUUGAGAUCAUUGAUGCCUCCUCAGUCAUCACCUGGGACUUUGACAUGUGCAAAGGCGAUGUGGUUUUCAACAUCUACCACUCUAAGCGGGCUCCUCAGCUUCCACGCAAAGACCCCACGGGAACCCACGGCAUCACAUCCCCGGGAGGCAACAACGUGCAGCUCAUCGACAAGUCCUGGACACUGGGACAGGAUUACAGCAUGGUGGAGUCUCCGCUCACCUGCAAGGAGGGCGAGAGCGUGCAGGGCUCCCACAUCACCAGGUGGCCAGGUUUCUACAUUCUUCAGUGGAAAUUCCACAACAUGCCAGCCUGCUCAGCCACCAACCUGCCGCGAGUGGACGACGUGCUGGCCACCCUGCAGGUCUCCUCGCACAAGUGCAAAGUCAUGUACUACACCGAGGUGUUGGGCUCUGAGGACUUCAGGGGUUCCAUGACCAGCCUGGAAUCCAGCCACAGCGGCUUUUCUCAGCUCAGCGCUGCCACCACAUCCUCCAGCCAAUCGCAGUCCAGCUCUAUGAUCUCCAGGUAGAAACAGGAAGUUGAGAACUUCAGUCUCUACAUCCCCCUCCCAAACCCCCUACCCCCUGUCAGCCCUUAAAAUCAACACCGAAGCCAACUCUCCUUCUUCCCUUCCUCAUCAUCGUCUUUGGACUCUGUUCCUUUUUGCACAGACAGUCUUUAUGGAACUGAAGCAUGCUUGCACAAACAGAAGACAAAGAAUAAAUCUGAGGCAAAAAAAAAACAAAUGAGACUGUGUGUACAGUUUUAAGGGCUGAUUUUUUGCACAAAGGUCAUAUAUUUUUUGUGCCUGGCAUCUCUGCCGGGCAGCAUUUUGAAUUUAGUAGAAUGUUUGCUUACGUCAUGUCCUGUACAGGGUGGAAAAGUUAACGGUCAGGAGGUGAAUUUGCUGUGCUUCUGUGGCACUGGAAGCAGAAAGAAGCAAUAUCCUCACCCUAGAACCUACAGGACCAGAUAAAGACACUGGAGGCGCUGUUACGAAUAUGCAUUAACAUGUACACCUGCUUUUACAGUACUGAGACAACUUAUACCUUGUCCAUGGAUGAAAACUGGACGUGCUGUUACAUACAAACAUACCAGAGGGGUUUGUUCAGUCUGGUGACUUGUUUAAAGUGUGUGUGGGUGGGUGAACUCUUAAACAAUGUAGAAUAACACCUGCAUCUAUUUACUUCUUCAUGGAGUUAGGGAGCAGGUGGAGUUUACGAAAUAAUGGCACUGCAGAUGCUGUAAAAAUAACAUUCAUAAUCAGUUGUUUUUCUGCAGCUGAGAGAGUUGUAUGACUUUCUUUUUGUUGCUCACUUGGCAAACCCCCUUUCAUACAUCUCACGAGGGCUUUUUUUCAUAUCAUGAAAUCAUCUGAACAUUUGACUUGGGUCUGACUCUUAGUGAAGCAAUCUGCCUGAAGCAAUAACAUGAGUUUGAUUUUUUUUCAAUGUGUGAAAUAUUUCUAUUUAUCAUGAAACAUGUGUGUGGAGGAUCAUGGGUGCUGAUUGCAGAUGAACUUUAAAGAUGUGUACAGACAGAAAGGCAAACUGAGCCAGUAAACUGCUAAACUUUGUGGCAACAACUUGAUCACUUUUUUGUCUAGGUUUUCAUUCUGUCAGGAGAGGAACAAAAAAAACAAAAAACUAGCCAGCUUUUCUCCUGGACAUGUUUAUUUUCCUCGGAAUGACCACAGUUAGCCAGCUCUCUGUGCAGCGUCUGCAUUAUUAAAGGAACUCGACUCAAAAUCAAGUCGAGAGGGACAUGCCUUGUCACUGAUUUGUGAAUGUGCUACUGAUUGGCUAGUGCUCCCCAACCAUUGAAACUCGUUACAUUUGAAGGUUUGGGAUGUUAUUGAGAAGGACUGCUAUCAUUCUCUACUCUUUUUUUUUUCCAGUGUGAAUUAGAGUUGUGUGCGUUAGAGAUGAAUGUUACCUUCAGCUUAUCAUUUAAAGUUGCACCAGUAGACCACAUAUUGAUACUGUACAUGUCCUAGUGUUGGUUGGUGUUUGUUACUGAUUUUUAUUUUCCUUUUUGUUUUGGAGAUGAGUACUUGACAGGAGGCUGCAGUGUGGUGUUACUGCAUGCUCAUUUGGUGAUUGGGUUCACAGAUCAUUGAUAUAAAGUUUAAGAUUUAGCCAUUUUAAGAGUCAUGUGUCAAUAAAUACCAUUUUAGCCUUUGUAAGCAUCACUUAGACGAGUUCCUGCUUUAUUCAGGGUCAUCACUGUGAUAGAUGAGCAAUUGUAAGCUGAGUGAACAGUUCUAUUUGCAACACAAACAUGCUUUUUCCUGAAUCGGUUUAUUCAGUUGAUGACUUAACUAAGAUCUCACUCCCUGUAAAGGAGAAGAAAUCUCAGCCAUUGCUGAUGCUGUUACCGUGGUUAUGGAGUGGAGCUGACAAUACAAAAAGAACGGAGAAGGAGAGGUUUUUCUCUUGAAUCAUGCUUCUGAAAAUACUGUCCCUGCCGAUUGUUUUUGAUACAUAUUAAUGAAAGGUCAAAGGUCAACUUGUGGUAACGAUGUCAUUAACUGCAAUAAUAUGAAAUGCUUUACUGAGGAAAAGGGACCUCUAAAUAUUGUGGGCUAUGAAGUGUGUAUGUUGGUGUAAAAGGGUGAAUGUUGGAAACAGUGGGAUUAAAGAUCAGCCUGUAAAAAAUAAAUAAAUGGUGUAAACACUCCCUUUGCCCUGAUCAGCAGGUGUGCUUCUCUACGCUCUCUUCUUCUAAAGCAUGUGUAGAAACAGCACGACUAACUUAACUUCACCUGCUUAGUAGUAGACUUAGUUUCUAUUUUUCAAUAGUUUGACUGAUGAUGAUAACAACUGAAACAAAUAUCAGUUCCAGACUGAACUACUCUAUACUUCACUCGUAUCUCUGUCUCUCUCUCUCUCCUCUUUGUCAUUUGUACACUCCAGUUUGCUGUUUUGCUUUGAAACAUGUUUUCACUGCGUAUAUCAUAGGAAGCAGAGUGGGACUUGAUUGAAGCCAUAGGAGAAAAGAAGUUUCAUUGAUAUUGUUUGGUAGGCUUACAUUAAGUGAUACAAACACCACACACCUCCCUUAUUCUACUGUCUCUCCUGCCUCUCUGACUUUAGCUCUUACAGUUGUGUCCAUUUUCAUCAAGAUCUCAUUGACAAAUGAGGGCUAUAACUAUUUGUCUUGAGUGUUCAACAUAUUUGUCAUUUUCUCCUUUUUCAGAAAUCAUUGCAUAUCUUCACUUUACCUUGAUGUGAUGAAUUGUGUAACAAUGUCAUGUUUGGACUAAUAAGAAUAUUGCGCCUUUACAUUUUUUUUUGAAAACAUUAAACUUGAAUUAUGAGAAAAUACAAA
Molecule: messenger RNA, 3940 nt
Organism: Labrus bergylta (ballan wrasse)
Lineage: Eukaryota; Metazoa; Chordata; Actinopteri; Labriformes; Labridae
Source: RefSeq, a predicted model, not a curated record